AUGGAAGUCGAGGAGGUCUGUGCUUUCUUAUACCCUCUUAAGAGCCGAGUGUACGACAUCAAAACAUACCCCGUCCAGACACCCCAAGGCGCCACUGUCCUCAUCUACGGCCACGAAAAUGGCGUCGCUCUGAUUUGGCGUGGCGGUCGCAAACUCAAGCCAUCAAAGACAGCAGCAGAUGCGGCGCAAAAUGGGGGAAAGCCGGAAGACGCCGUUAUGAUCAUUGACUCGGACGACGAGAGUCCGGCCAUUCCAUCUACACCCUUCGUGGACAAGCCCGAGUUCGACGACACCGUUACUACCGAUGCUUCCUCGCUCGCCGACAUUGUCCAAACUCUCGACCUGGCGUUUGGCACAGCCGUCCAUCACAUCGCCGUAUUACCCAUGCCCACCUGCACCGUCGAAGACGCAGCCUGGAACGGAGCGCAAAUCCUGAAAGAGAACAUCGUCUUUGCGGUCACAUGCGCCAACGGCGACGUCUUUGUCGUAACACUACCGUUGACGCCUCCCUCAAACGAGAGCAAGGCGCGACCGGCACUGAAGAACAGCCUGCUCGCUGGAAAUGCGGGCAAGGGUGCUUGGGGGGAGACUCUCACAUUGCUAGCAGGCCAGAGCAAACCCUCGGAAGGAGUAGCCAUUACGCUCCUAGGGUCGGGGUCAUUACAGAACCGUAAGGGGUCGGUAACCCGUGCCAUUGUUGCAGCACACACGCGCGAGGCCAGCGGCACCCUGCGGUUCUGGGAUGUUCCCCUGGACGCAACGCCCGGCACCACCGCUCGUGUCGAGCCGUUCCAGACUGAGUACCUCCCGUCACCACUCGGCGGCAUCUCGUUCAACCCGCUGCACAUCACACAGCUUCUUGUUGUUGAUCCAGCGCAUGCGGUGCGAAUCUACGAUUACUCCAUCCCAUCCCUUCCUUCGGACGAUACCUCAGAGGGCCCAUUCCCUACCCAGGGCUCAUGGCUACCAUUCGCCCGCGGGACGGGUAUGUCCACGUCUCGCAAACCCGUCGUCGGCGCCGAGUGGAUGGCCCACGGCCGGGCGGUCCUCGUGCUGCUGGCCGAUGGUCAGUGGGGUAUCUGGGAUAUUGACAACGCCAAUCCGACCACUGCCUCCUCGGCCGCUAACUCUGGCCUCCCAAUCACCCAGUUCAGUGUCUCGGAGGGAACCGCCACCGGACCUCAGCCCCAGCGCAACAUUCCCACUACUACACAGAAAUCCGCACCCCUCAUUGUCCCCUCGGCGGUUUCCACCACAGCCAACGCGCCCGAAAAGCUCGCCACCAUUAAAGGCGGCGUCUACAUCUCUCAACUUCCCCUCCCUCGCAACGGCCUAGGCGAAGAGUCUGCGAUCCUGUGGCUCUCCAACACCGGCGCCGACCAUACUAACCCUAUCGUCUGCACCAUCCCCAUCCUCUCCCGCUUCUGGGACGCCCAGCUGAAGCGAACCGGAGGUAACCUUUGGAACAGCAGCAGCUCCCAACCGUCCGCGCGGAUGCUUCGCCUCACCGACCUCAACGCCGGCUUACUAGGCGAGCGCCUCACAGCCGCUACCGCCAUCCCCCGCUCCACGGGGUCCCUCACCGAGUCAACAGAAGGCAAGCAACUACCCAUCGAAACCCUUUUGCUAGGCGAAAGUAGGUUGGUAGUCAUCCACGAAAACGAAGAUGCGUUCGAUCAAGCCGCCGCAACAGCGACCGCUGGUGCCUCUUCGUCCACGGAACGCCGUCUGAUACCCCUACCUGCCCGUAAGAAAGCCAGGCUGGAUCUCACGAACGGCACCGCCAAAGCGAUCAUCGCCCACCCCAAGCCCGAACAACCCAGCUCCGUGGCAUUCAACCUCAGCUUGGCCCGCCCGGAGAAGGGGGAGAAACUGCUCAGACCCAAGGCGUUGGAGGCAGCUAAAUCCGUGAGCGCAAGCUUUGACGGCGCGGGAUCAACACAAGAUAUUGACGAGGAAGGGGUCGCUGAUACCCAGGAAACUGUGGCGUUAAGUGCCUUUGGAGGAGGAAAGAGUCAGAGCCAGGGCCGCGAUCCGGGCUUGUUGUUCAUCAAUGACCUUAACUUUGCCGCGGAUGUGGAGGAUGAUAAGUCGGAGGCGGAGGGCAGGGAUAUCGAGGCGGAGUUGAUGGAUAUCAUGGAGAUUGAUAGGGAGUUGGAGGAGUUGGAGAGCCAGAGGGAUAAGCAAGGGACUAAGAGGGUGUUUUUUGAGGAGGGCUGA
Neurospora tetraspora is the source of this 2220-nucleotide messenger RNA. RefSeq lists its product as uncharacterized. The record is from RefSeq and is a predicted model, not a curated record. Gene Ontology annotation, molecular function: protein binding. Bases 1 to 2220 code for a protein of 739 amino acids. NCBI's taxonomy places the organism in Eukaryota, Fungi, Ascomycota, Sordariomycetes, Sordariales, Sordariaceae. The transcript has 7 exons.